AUGGCCAGCAAGGAAGCCGGGCAGGCAUUUGCGCCGGUCCUGGCGGCUGUCGCGACAAUGCAGGGGAAUGUGUCUAGGGCUGAGAAGACCCAGGCUCAUGAAUUCCUAGAGAAGUUCCAGAAAUCGAUCGAGGCUUGGACAACCACCCAUGCCCUUUUACAGUCACCCGACGCACCAGUGGAAGCCAAGUUGUUCGCCGCAACUACACUGAAGGGAAAGAUUAUCUUUGAUCUCGAUCAACUUCCCCCGAUUCGUCUGGCGAUCCAGAUGACCGCGUGGAAGGACGUGCUUGCGACUGUCGGUGCAGCCUUGGGGAACAACGCCGGAGACUGUGUACUUGAGUUCUUGAAGAUCUUGCCCGAGGAGGUCACUGAGGGGCGCAAGAUUAACCUCAGCGAAGAUGAACUUCUUGAGCGAACUAUGGAACUCCUUGAAGGCAAUGCUGAACAAGUCCUCCAACUGUUGAUUCAGUACUCGCAGUCGUCGCCUGCCGCCGCCACUAACCCUCGUCUUAUCGACUGUAUCACUUCAUGGCUCCGUGAAAUCCCAGCCGCUAGGGUCGUUGAAUCACCCCUCAUGGAUGUAAUCAUCAAAGCGUUGGACGACGAUAACUCCUUCGAUGCCGCCGUUGACUGUAUCUGCACCCUCUACCGUGAUACCAAGGAUGUGGACGAGUCUCCAACCACAAUUCAAGCGCUCUACCCGCGUCUCAUUGCUCUUCGCCCUAAGAUUGCCGAAACCGCCGAGGCCGAAGACCUGGAGGCUUUCAAGGGCAUCACCAGAAUAUUUGCUGAGGCCGGUGAAGCCUGGGUUGUUCUUAUUGCACGUUUGCCAGGUGAUUUCCGGGGUCUUGUCGAGGCUCUACUUGAAUGCUGUGCGCGCGACUGGGAGCGUGAUGCAGUGUCCUUGACCUUCAUUUUCUGGUAUGAGCUCAAGCAAUACAUCACCCUGGAUCGGUACACCGAUGCACGCGUCAACCUUCUACCUAUCUUCUCCCAGCUAGUGGACAUCAUGGUCAAGCACCUUGAGUUCCCGACUCCUGAAGAAGGCGAGACGGAUCUUUUCGCUGGAGAUCGGGAACAGGAGGAAAAAUUCCGCCAGUUCCGCCACGCCAUGGGUGACGUCCUCAAGGAUUGCUGCUCUGUCGUGGGUGUGAACGAUUGUCUCGGCAAGGUUUACCAGUUGAUUCAGCAGUGGGUUGCCAAAUAUGCCUCACAGGCGAGCAAUGAACAUGUUCCCCACUGGCAAGAGCUUGAGGCUCCUCUGUUCGGUCUUCGAGCUAUGGGUCGCAUGGUCGAUCCUGAGGAAAGCACCAUUCUUGGCCAGUUGAUUCCCCUCAUUGUGCAGAUCCCGGAUCAGGAGAAAGUACGAUUCCAGGCGAUCAUGGCACUGGCCCGCUACACUGAGUGGACAGCUCUCCACCCUGAGACCCUGGAAGCGCAGCUCAACUAUGUGAUUUCCGGAUUCCAUCACUCUUCCCCGGAAGUCGUCCAAGCCUCCGCUCUUGCCUUCAAGUUCUUGGGCACCGACUGUCAAAAGCUGCUGGGUGGCCACAUCGCCCAACUUCAUACCUUCUUUGAAUCUGUUCUCGAUAAACUGAAGCCUGCUAGUCAGGAAGAGGUUACUGAGGGUGUCGCGGCCGUAGUUUCGGUUCAGCCUCAUGAGAAGAUUUAUGAAUCUUACAAGAUGUUCUGUGACCCUAUUAUGGCCCGAAUCAUGAACUUGGCGAACAGUGCACAGAAUGAAGAGGGCCAGCGAGCUGUGGCCGAUCACUUGCAGCUGAUUACCACAUUUGUGCAGGUGGUGACCCCCAUCGUUGCACCCGGAGAAGAAAACCCCGCCGUGAAAUACUGCGGUGAAAUCAUUCCCAUUAUGACCACGAUUGUCAUGAACUUUACGUCUUCCACGCCAAUUCUAGAGAGAGUUUGCCGAUGCUGGCGCUACAUGAUUAUUUCUUACCGCACUGGCAUGAUCCCCCUGCUGCCAGCUCUGGCUGAGAGUAUCGCCAACGGCUUCCAGGCGUCGCGUGAGGGCUGUUUCCUGUGGGCUACAGAUGCUGUGGUUCGCGAGUUCUCUGACGGCGCCGAAUAUGUCGACCAAGCCACCAGUGAUGCUGUCUUCCAGUUCUACGAACAGCAGGCCAUCGCUUUCCUGCGCAUCCUCAAUGAUUUACCUCCUGAUAGUCUGCCUGAUGUGAUCGAAGAUUUCUUCCGCCUGUCCUCCGAUGCCGUUCGAUACUACCCCAAGAAGUGCAUCAGCUCGUCCCUCGCCAUUCCUAUCUUCUCCGCUGCCCUCAGCGCUCUCACUCUUCAACAGGUUGAUCCUCUCAUCGCCACUCUCCACUACUACCGCGACCUCUUCGGCUUUGCAUUCGAUAAGCCAAUGGUGUCUGAAUUUACCAGCCCUGAAGGGCAGCCUUACGUUACCCCGCCUGAGGUUCGCGAGGCUGUGAAGGCUUUGAUUGUUUCACAAGGCCAACCCUUAGCGCAGCGCGUCCUCACUGGCAUGAUGUUUACCUUCCCUGGUGACUGUUUCCCCGAUGCAUCCGGCAUUGUGAUGACGAUGUUCCAGCUCUUCCCCCAGGAAACUGGCGUGUGGCUGCAGAGCACCCUUCAGAUGCUUCCAGCGGGUUCAAUGAAGCCAGGCGAGGCCGAGCGAUUGCUCAAGAACGUUUCCGACAAAGUACAGUCAGGUGAAACUCGCAAAAUCCGUGUGCUGCUUCAAGACUUCACCAACUCGUACCGUCGCCGCAAUGUAGCACCCCGGGACGGGCUCGGUCGACUCGAGGCCACGCGGUUCCGAUUCAGCGGCUGA
Messenger RNA from Penicillium brevicompactum, 2814 nucleotides. RefSeq names its product mRNA transport regulator MTR10. Gene Ontology annotation, cellular component: nuclear membrane; cytoplasm. Gene Ontology annotation, biological process: protein import into nucleus. The coding region runs from base 1 to 2814 and encodes 937 amino acids. The transcript has 7 exons. The record is from RefSeq and is a predicted model, not a curated record. Lineage: Eukaryota; Fungi; Ascomycota; Eurotiomycetes; Eurotiales; Aspergillaceae.